Messenger RNA from Effrenium voratum, 1161 nucleotides. The record is from the annotation of a GenBank genome assembly. NCBI's taxonomy places the organism in Eukaryota, Dinophyceae, Suessiales, Symbiodiniaceae.
AUGGCGGAGAAGGAGAAGGAGAAUGAGAAGCCAGCCCUGCGGCCGGCCCCUGCUGAGUUGAAGCGAUUCACACUGGUGGUCGCCAUUUUUGCGCUGAUGAAUGGCAUGAUCGGCACCUUUGUUCAGGGCGAGUUUGCGGCAGACCUCCUGGUGUCCUCAGUGGUGGCGGUGGUGGCCAACGUCAUCGCCCCCAGCGGCUGCUAUGCGCUGCGGGUCUUUGGCAGCUCCUUGCGGCCCAAGCAGGCCUUGAUCGGCUGCGCAGUGGCCAACGUGAGCGGCCUGGGGGUUGCGCUGGUGUGGGAGAGCUUGCUCGUGAUGUUUUGGGGCUUCACCUCCACCACGGCGCUGGCCACUGUGGCCCUCCAGUACCUCGAGGACCUGUGCAGACAUUUUGGAGCUUCUGAUGCCGAGAAGGAGAAGUGGCAGGCAGAAAUGAUGCCCUGGCCGGUUCUGACGAUGCUGGCGGGCUUCAUGCUGAGCCCACUCUUCUUCUCGAGCCUGGUGCAAUCCCAGGCUGGCAGUUUUUGCGUCAUGGGCCUCACGCUGCCGCUACUUUUCCAGCUGCCCGACGUGGCCAGCACCAGGCAGCCGGUUCCAAGUUGGUCCGUUGCCCAGCUGCGGCCCAUGCUGCCGGUGGUCCUCUGCGCCGCUCUUCAGGGAGUGCGCAAUCUGUGCCGCGAGACCUUGCUGGGGCCCUCCCUCAUCAUCCGAUUCAUGCCGGACUACUGGUCUUGGGCGCAGAUGAAUGUUGCAGGCGUGUUUGGAGGCGUGGUGGGGCAGUCCAUGUCCCUGGUCAUGCUGCAGCAGCCCGCGAACCCCGGCUUCAUUGCUGUGCUGAUGGCACUGUGCCCCAUUCUUUUCCUGAUAGAACUCAUGACCAGCAGCUACAAGGUGCUGCUUUUGGCCACCUUCUGCAGCGCCUUGCUGAAGGUGCUGACCGCCCCCAUGUUUUGGAAAAUCUGUGGACUGCCUGAUGGCCAGCUCCAGGUUUGCCAGCAGGCCUUCGCCUUCUUCGACGGGGUCCUGGGCUUCGUGGUGCCGCUGUCCACGCUGGCAGUCACAACUUCUGUUUCGCCCUACGGCGGUGCGGCACUGCUGACGGUCUCGGGCGUUGUGCUGCCCGCCCUGGCGUGGCGUUUGCCCGCGGAGAAGCGCGAUUGA